AUGGUCUCCAAGCUCUUCUUCUUUCUUGCAUGCGCAGCAGCCUCGCCACUCAUCAAGCGUGACAACAACAAAGUCGUUGAGCAUCUCGACAACAUUGGCACGUCCAUCGAUGCGCUCAACACGGAUCUCUCAUCAUACUCUGGCAACCCGUUAAGCUUGGCAGCCAUCAAACUCAAGACUUCUGCCAAUAGUCUUGCAGACGUCAUGGGUAAAGCUGUUUCAGAUGUCAAGUUGGAACCCACACCCAUGAGUGAAGCUGAAGCAGGUGAGCUACUCAAAGCCGUCAACAGGAUCAAGCCUAAAGUCAAGACUAUUACUGAUACGGUCAUGGGCAAAGAUUUCGGUGCGAUCAAGCCGAUUGUGAAGAGCGAGAUGUCGAAGUUCAAGGAUGUUGAGACGGAGUUGGAGAAGGAGCUUGUCAACCGGGUGCCUGUUGCAUUGCAGGGAGAAGCAAAGAAUCAGGGAGAAGAGAUGAAGGCGAGCUUCAACGCUGCGAUCACAAAGUUAGUUCCGAUAGAUUCUCUACCGAGACGAAUAGAGCUACCGAAACGUGGUCAUCGUGGUCCUAAGUCAAAACACGGUUGUCGACAAUGCAAGACGCGCCGCAUCAAAUGCUCCGAAGAAAAGCCAGUAUGUUUGCAAUGUUCAAAGAAGAGCAUGACCUGUGAAUAUGGACCGAGUCAGGCGAUUGCUACAGCGACAACCUCCAAUGCUUCGACGCCUCGACCGCAAAGUGUCUCCGCAACCUCAGGCGCAAGUCCAAUUUCUGCGCUGGGUAGAUCGCCAGGAGAGCCUGCAGAUGAAGAAACGAUGUUGACAGAGGUCUUCUUUGCAACGACGACUCACCUCUUCUCCAUUUACACAGGACCUUGCAAUCCCUUCAUGAGACUGCGCAAGUAUAUACCGCAUUCGCGAGCCUUGCAUCUGGCAGCACAGGCCAUGGCGGCUUUCACCAUCUCUGGAAAUCAAUCCAGCGAUAAGGAAAAACACAUGAAUCGCGGGUUGGAGCUACAACGACUUGCGUACCAAGAAAUCACACGAGCCAUGAGUGAUCCGAACCAAGCACACUCGGAUGCCACUUUUGCAGCAGUUGUGCAUAUUGGCAUGACUGAACCCUGGCAUACGAUGCGCAGUAGUGAAAGUGGUGUCAUGCACCUCAAAACAAGCAAAGUACUGAUUUGCCAUCGUGCAGAGAGUGGGCGUUGUAUGCCGCCCAGGUUUCUGACAAACUUGUUGAUUUAUUGGGACUUGUUGGUGAGUUUACAUUCUGAUACGACGCAUGAAGGGUAUACGACAGGCUUGCUGGCUGGUCCUGCAGCGGAUGCAGAGGCAAGCGACUAUAUCGAUCCAACACUCGGAUUGGCGUUUGACCUGUUUCCAGUAAUUAUUGAGAUGGAGACAUUCGUGCGGUAUGUGCGACUCCAUCCGUCGCCUGAAUCGUUGCCUAUGGCGCAUACACUUCACCACAGACUAGCGAGCUGGCGGCCGCAAGUGGAUGGUGAUCGAUUGAUUCACUGUACUGGGGUGUUUGAGACUGCUUCUCUACAGGACAUCUUGUUUACGGCUGAAGCAUAUCGUCAGACCGCAUUGCUGCUGCUAUUCAGGAUGGUUCCUGGUAUGCUGGCUACUAUGCAGUUACACGAAUCAGCACUUGGUUUAAUGGCAAGCCAAGUCAUUCGGCUGAUUCAAGCAAUUCAAGCAACGAGUCCUGUAUGUACGACACACCAGUGGGUGCUGUUUGUUGUGUCGCCUGAUGUGAAUAGUAUGGCGGAGCGUGCGUUUGUGCGGGAGCGCAUGUCUGGGUUGCUGGAUAAGAUUGGCAUAGAAGGGAUUCGGGAUGUGAUGCAGUACAUGGAGGAAGUUUGGCGGAGCACGGAUGCCGGGGUGGCGAGCAGUUUGUGGAUGGAGGAGAUAUAUCGUCGUCGCUUCUUCCCCUUGCUGGGUUAG
Messenger RNA from Protomyces lactucae-debilis, 1947 nucleotides. RefSeq names its product fungal-specific transcription factor domain-containing protein. Bases 1 to 1947 code for a protein of 648 amino acids. Gene Ontology annotation, biological process: positive regulation of transcription by RNA polymerase II. The record is from RefSeq and is a predicted model, not a curated record. Gene Ontology annotation, cellular component: nucleus. Gene Ontology annotation, molecular function: DNA-binding transcription factor activity, RNA polymerase II-specific; zinc ion binding; transcription cis-regulatory region binding. Lineage: Eukaryota; Fungi; Ascomycota; Taphrinomycetes; Taphrinales; Protomycetaceae. The transcript has 3 exons.